GCGCUCAUAUAAAUAAACAAAUUCAAUGUUAAAAGGACACAAAUGAGAUAAUCGAUUUUUUCAUUCAGUUUGAAGGUUACUCAAUGUUGAAAUGCAUUUUUGUUCGACCGCAAUGAGAUUCACCCUUACCGGCAGAUUAGCUUCCGAAACAAGUUUCUGUGUUCUACGAUGCAUUCAAUGUUUUCAUUCAUUCAAUCUUGGAUUAUUGAAAAGAGAAAACCGGACACUUCAUCAGUUGACCUUCAAAUCUUUGGAACCGUCAUCCAAUCGCUGCAAGUCUGAAAUCAUCAGCGUUCAUUCGUCGACUGUCAGAUGCAAUAAGAGGUUCACCGCUUCGUUUGGUUCAAGUAACCGAAGAUCCACUAUGUCUGCUUGUCAAGAUUUAACCAUGGAUCAGCUGGGCCAGAAGCCAACAGGAGAGCCGCACUGCCCUGCCUCAAGCAGCGGAAUCGAUAGACUUCAGGAUCCUGCUCUAAAUAAAGGUCUCGCCUUUUCCAGAGAAGACAGACAACGUCUGGGAAUCCAUGGCCUACUACCGCCAAGGGUCAAGUCUUUCGAACAACAGGUGGACCACGCAAAGAUCCUGCUGGACCGCUAUGAGAAAGACAUAGACAAGUACAUCUACCUCAUGGGUCUCUUGGAACGUCACGAGAAGUUGUUCUUCAAACUUAUGGGCAAAUAUACCACAGAACUUCUACCUCUGGUCUAUACCCCCACUGUUGGUACCGCCUGUCAGAUGUUCAGCACCCUGUAUACCCAUAACAGGGGAAUGUACAUCACUAUCUACGACAAGGGACACGUCUACGACGUCUUGAAGAACUGGCCAGAACGCGACGUCAGGGCCAUCGUCGUCACCGACGGCGAACGCAUCCUGGGCAUCGGCGACCAGGGCAUGGACGGCAUGGGCAUACCCAUCGGCAAACUCUGCCUCUACACCGCCCUGGGCGGCAUCAAACCGCACUACUGCCUGCCUAUCACCCUGGACGUGGGCACCAACUCGCCCGCCAAGCUCGAGAACGAGCUCUACCUCGGCCUCAGGCAGAAACGAGUCACCGGCGAGGAGUACGACGAGUUCCUCGACGAGUUCAUGCGCGCCGUGGUCCGACGCUUCGGCAGGAACUGCCUGAUACAGUUCGAGGACUUCGGCAACAGCAACGCCUUCAGGCUGCUGGAGAAGUACAAGGACGGCUAUUGCACCUUCAACGACGACAUCCAGGGCACGGCUGGCGUCGCGGUGGCCGGCGUGUUGGCGUCCUUGAGGAUCACCAAGAAGAAGCUGGUGGAUAACGUGAUCGUCUUCCAGGGGGCUGGCGAGGCUAACCUGGGUAUUGCGGAGCUGUGCGUAAUGGCUAUGAAGGAGGAAGGUAUCAGCGAACAGGAAGCAAGACGCAAGAUAUGGAUGGUGGAUUCCAAAGGACUCAUCGUCAAGGACAGACCGGAAGGCGGUAUCAACCACCACAAGGCCGUCUACGCACACCCUCAUCCUCCCGUCAGAACCCUGGAAGAGGUGGUCAAGGAGAUCAAGCCCACGAUCUUAAUCGGCGCGGCGGCGAUGCCUGGAGCUUUCACUCCCGAAAUCCUGAGGGAGAUGGCCAGGAACAACGAUAGGCCCGUCAUAUUCGCCCUCAGCAAUCCCACGAAUAAGGCCGAAUGUACAGCUGAGGAGGCUUAUAAGUAUACGGAAGGAAGAUGCAUAUUUGCCAGUGGCAGUCCGUUUCCCCCAGUCGAAUAUAAGGGUAAAACCUUCACCCCGGGUCAAGGCAACAACUCCUACAUUUUCCCAGGAGUGGCGCUGGCAGUAAUCUGUUCUGGAAUGUUGACAAUCGACAACCAGACUUUCCUGAUUGCUGCAAGGACGCUGGCCAACAUUGUGCGAGAGGAAGAAUUGGAGUCUGGUUCCCUCUAUCCACCGUUGAGUACAGUUGUAGAUGUUUCCCUCAAAAUUGCUGUCGAGGUGGUGAAUUAUGCUUACAAACGUGGGUUGGCUAGCGUGCACCCAGAGCCAAAGGAUAAGGAGUGCUUCAUCAGGGAACAGAUGUACAGACCUGAAUAUGAGCAAACUUUCCCAUCAGUAUAUGCAUACCCUAAAUUGUAAAUUAUUUGUAUUUUAUUGUCUGUUAAAGAAUUAAAUGUAUUUAUUUAUUAUGGGCUAGGCUUGUAAGUUCUUGUAAUUUGUUAUUAGAUAAGUUGAAUCAA
Molecule: messenger RNA, 2196 nt
Organism: Harmonia axyridis
Lineage: Eukaryota; Metazoa; Arthropoda; Insecta; Coleoptera; Coccinellidae
Product: NADP-dependent malic enzyme-like
Exons: 10
Coding region: 92-2095 (667 amino acids)
Biological process (GO): pyruvate metabolic process; malate metabolic process
Cellular component (GO): mitochondrion
Molecular function (GO): NAD binding; malate dehydrogenase (decarboxylating) (NADP+) activity; malate dehydrogenase (decarboxylating) (NAD+) activity
Source: RefSeq, a predicted model, not a curated record